Molecule: messenger RNA, 441 nt
Organism: Paramecium octaurelia
Lineage: Eukaryota; Ciliophora; Oligohymenophorea; Peniculida; Parameciidae
Source: the annotation of a GenBank genome assembly
AUGAUUGUCACUAAAUAUUUAAUGAAGCUCAAACUCUAAUAAUCAAAGUUUAAUUUGAUGGGAAUCGAUUUAGGUACUGCUUUCACUGGAUUCAGUGUAUCCUACAAUCUAUAAUAAGUUUUAGUUUAUGAUUUGCAUUAUAGUCCAUGCUAUUCACCACAUGAUUCGACAUUAUACAAAAGAAUCAUAUAGAUUAUAAAUAAGGAAAAGAUUGGAGGAAUUUUGAUUGGGAAACCUUCAUUUGAAAAGGGCUACAUAGAGGAAUUUACCAAAGGCUUAGAAAGCAAUUUAGUGGCUGAAGGAUUAAAAACAUAUAUAACUCAUGUUGGGGAGGAUUAUACAACUAAACAAGCGAAAAAAAUAUCUAAAACAAAUAAUAAAUUUUUGCAUGAUGGCAUGGCAGCCAUGCUUAUUUUAUAAUCAUUUUUAAAUGAAUUAUGA